Dreissena polymorpha is the source of this 5878-nucleotide messenger RNA. Its product is annotated as E3 ubiquitin-protein ligase DTX4-like. Gene Ontology annotation, biological process: Notch signaling pathway; protein ubiquitination. The transcript has 9 exons. Bases 172 to 1917 code for a protein of 581 amino acids. Gene Ontology annotation, molecular function: ubiquitin protein ligase activity; zinc ion binding. NCBI's taxonomy places the organism in Eukaryota, Metazoa, Mollusca, Bivalvia, Myida, Dreissenidae. The record is from RefSeq and is a predicted model, not a curated record. Gene Ontology annotation, cellular component: nucleoplasm.
AGUCCUGAAAUUUGUAAAUAUUUGGAGUCAAAUAAACAGUCGAAUAGUAACCUACCACUGGGUGUUGUUGACCAUCGUCUAUCUUCCUAUACAGUUGAAUUAAAUACGUCUACGCAGACACGUCUAGGAACAGGUACACAGCGACCUGUGAGAAGGACGUUGUUGUCAAGCAUGUCAGCGUUGGGACAGGGCUGUAUCUGGCAGUGGGAGGGUGACCAGCCCGGCACCUGGAACGACUUUGAUGUGGAGCAGUCGGAGUACAUCGAAACCUGCUUUCGAACAAACUCCAGAUCACAAGUUGACUUUCAAAAGAAAUUCCGGUUGCCAUACAUAAUAGAUUUGGCGGCACAGACUCAGACUAGGACUCACACAGGACGUGUACGGACGAUCAGACGCUGGUUCCUUACCUCUCAGUAUCCCACUGAGGUGCAACAGUUGAGUUCCGGAGUAAAGACUCGCAGUAUGUCACCCCGACCUGGGCAUUCUGCCAGCAAACAGUUUAAAUCUACAGCAACAGCAACCCUUACUGGUGCCAGUAACUCCACGACUUUCAUGACUUCCACGGCUCCUUCAACACACCUCAACACACAUCAUGUCUACAGCAGAACACAUAACUCUGUCCCUGUUAGUUACACCAAUGGUAUUGGGAGCUCUGCAUCCCUGGGUGUGUCUAGUACGUCAGGCACUCUCCCUCAAGUAAACAGUUCUGUACAGAUUGCUCUCCCUCAAGUAAACAGUUCCGUACAGAGUGCUCUCCCUCAAGUAAACAGUUCUGUACAAAGUGUUUUGCCUGGUCCAUUGACUAGGAGUAGAGUGUUCAUGCACAGUCAAACUUUUGGGGCCGGGGCUGGAGCCUUUAACUCAGUUGGUGGUCCCCAUCUCCAGACAGGAAGUUCUCAACUCCAGCACAUCGGAGGUCCACACUCCUACCAGCACCCCAGUCUGUCGUCUACUGGUCCUGCAGGUGCACCAUUCCAGUUGGGGUCAGCGGGGUCCAGCUUUUCUGGCCUGUUUGGAGGAGCGAUGCCAACGUUCAUGACCAGGAAUCAUCAAUCCACCUACACGGCCCAAUUUAGUAGUGCUGGCGUCUCCCUUAUUAGACCCACCGUCAGCUCAUCAGGUGGAGGUUUUCAGCAGGCGUUAAGUCUUCCAUACAGCGGCAAGAUCCCCAACUACACUGAGUCUUCACAAUCCCACACUAAAUCUGCAGAGGAAAUACUGAGCUGCUAUGUGACUGAGCUAGGGGCCUGUCCCCAGAAUGAGGACUGUUGCAUCUGUUUUGAGAAGUUGGCUGAAGCAUCCGGCCAUGGCAAGGGCACGUCAGAGGACCACGUGGUCUACCAACUGGAGAGGUGCAGUCACAUGUACCACAAGCUGUGCCUGCUUGCUCUAUAUGAGAGUGGACAGAAGAAAGGCAGCCUGCAGUGUCCAGCAUGCAAGACAAUCUACGGAGAGAUGACAGGAAACUGUCCCGACGGGGAGAUGGAAUACCGACUGAUCAACCGGGCCCUGCCUGGCAACGAGGGGGCUAAGACCAUAGAGAUUGUGUACAACGUGUUUGAAGGAGUACAGGGUGCCAAUCAUCCCAACCCAGGCCACCCUUUCUACCUGCAGGGCUUCCCACGGGUUGGCUACUUGCCAGACUGUGACAAGGGCAGAAAGGUUCUUCAGCUGCUGAUUGUUGCCUGGAAACGACGCCUGACAUUCACCAUCGGCAGAUCAGCGACAACAAACCGUGACAACUGUGUCACAUGGAAUGAGAUCCACCACAAGUCUGAGUGUCAAGGCAACCACAACGGGCAUGGCUUCCCGGACCCCAAGUAUCUGGACAAUGUGCUGGGAGAGUUGGCAGUGCAUGGAGUCACAGAGAAGGACCUUGGAACUGUGGGCGGGCCAGGCAGGGGUCUAGGGGUGUGAACAGGGGACUGUUAUGUGUGAACUACGGACCUCAGUGUUUACUAGAAAUCCUGCGGAUGUGAGUGUGAACAAGCAGUUGUAACAACAGAUGGCAACUGUGAAGACUUCUGUGAAGUUAUUAAUCUCUGUAAGGGGACUGAACAGCAGUCGUAAUAGUGCAAUAGUUUUGUCAUCUAUACUUGUUCCCAGUGUUCUUGAUAUUUUGACUCUGUAUUCUAGCUGCUGGACACAGUCCUGGGCCCGUAUUCGCCAAACAGGUCUUAGACUUAAGACUAAGAAUAUGCUUGACAGAAUAUUUGAUAAUUUCUUUAAUUUUGAAUAAAACUUGUCAUUUACUGCCUCUCUUUACAUCAUUCUUCAUUAAGAACAUUUAGUGAAAACCUUUUUAUCAACAGUGGAAGCCGGAAUAAAUUCAAACGAUGGACGUAUUUUUCUUGCAUCUAAUUCUAUUUUUUAUACUUAGAUCUAAGAAUGGGUUGGUGAAUAAGGGCCCUGGCUCCUGGCCUGUAGCACAAUAUUUGUCAGAAACAGCACUGUUUACUUUCAAAACACUGUUUACUUCCAAGACAUUGUUUACUUCGAAGACAUUGUUUACUUCAAAGACAUUGUUUACUUUCUAGACAUUGUUUACUUUCAAGACAUUGUUUACUUUGAAGACAUUGUUUACUUUCAAGACAUUGUUUACUUUCAAGACAUUGUUUACUUCCAAGACUCUGUUUACUUUGAAGACAUUGUUUACUUUCAAGACAUUGUUUAUUUUGAAGACACUGACUGUUUACUUUCAAGACAAUGUUGUUUUUUUCAAGUUAUUGUUUACUUUCAAGACAUUGUUUACUUUGAAGACAUAGUUUACUUUCAAGCCAUUGUUUACUGUGAAGACAUUGUUUACUUGCGAGACACUGUUUACUUUGAAGACAUUGUUUACUUUGAAGACAUUGUUUACUUUGAAGACAUUGUUUACUUCCAAGACAUUUUUUUUACAGUUUAUUGCCUUAUUAUUUGUUUUCUUGUUCUUGUUUUCUACCAGCUAACUUGCUGCAUGACUUUAUGAAUUGCAAAAACAAAGUUUGUUCUGCCUUUUUGUUUUUCUGAGGUUUUAUGACUAAGUAUUAAGGUAAAUUGAUUGGAUAAAGCAAACAUGUUCUAUAAAUUAGCAACGGAAAAAAACAUCACAACUCGUUAAAGAGAUCCAGAUUUAACUGACAUAUUAAGUGGUAACUUGUGUUAGCUAAAUGUUUGACUGGAUUUUGUUAUAUUGGUCAGAGGUUUUAAGUCCUAUUUAAAGCUGCUUUUCUGUUGCAGACCACGCCAAAAUUAACAGUAACAAAUACUCUUUAAAAGAACCACUAACUGGGCCUGACCAAAUGAUCAGUUUUUAACAUAUUCAUAAGAUGUAGUAAUCUAUGUUAUCAUUAAAUGUUGAGAGAAAUUUGCUGUUUUUGCUAUUGAUCAAAUAUUGUUCAAAAUGUGUACCAGUGUGUGGAUUACUUGCUUACUAUUUAUGUUAUGUAAAACACUCUAAAAUAUUUGUCUCUAAAACUGUAAGGCGCAGAGGUUUGAUAUUUGGCAUGUUUCAUUGUAUGGUGGUCUGCUACCAACAUUUUUCAAAUCAUUGCACAUGGUUAAAGAUGGCCCAUGCUUCUUACAUAAAGUUAGGGAAUACUCUAAAUAUUUGUUUCUUUCUAACCUCAAGGCUCAUAUAGUGGUAACAUAUAGUGGUAACAUAAAAGGGAAUUCCUCCACCAAGUUUGUUCAAAUCAUAUCUCUGUUGUCUACAUUGGCCCAUCCAAGUUUUAAGCUCAUCUAUUUUUUUAAAAAAAUAUAUGAGCUAUUGGCAUCACCUUGGCGUCGGCGUCUGUGUUGGUGUCUGCUUCGGCGUCCGGUAAAGUUUUGUGUUUAAGUCCACUUUUCUCAUAAAGUAUCAAAGCUAUUGCAUUCAAACUUGGUACACUUACUUACUAUCAUGAGGGGACUUGGCAGUUAAAGUUAGAUAACUCUGGCAUGCAUUUUGACAGAAUUAUGUGCCCUUUUUAUAUUUAGAAAAUUGAAAAUAUGGUUAAGUUUUGUGUUUAGGUCCACUUUAUUCCUAAAGUAUCAAAGCUAUUGCUUUCAUACUUGCGACACUUACUAUCAUAAGGGGACUGUGCAGGCAAAGUUAUGUAACUCUGACUGGCAUUUUGACAGAAUUAUAGCCGCUUUAUACUUAGAAAAUUGAAAAAUUCGUUAAGUUUUGUGUUUUGGUCCACUUUACUCCUAAAGUAUCAUAGCUAUUGCUUUCAGACUUGGAACACUCGCAAACUAUUAUAAGAGGACUGUAUAGGACAAGUUGCAUAACUCUUGUUGUCAUUUAGACGGAAUUAUGGCCAUUUUUUGACUUAGUAACUUUGAAUAUAUGGUUAAAUUUUGUGUUUACAUCCACUUUACUUCUUAAGUAUCAAGGCUAUUGCUUUCAAACUUCAAAUACUCUCAUACUAUCAUGAGGGUACUGUACCUAGCAAGUUGAAUUUUACCUUGACCUUUGAAUGACCUUGACUCUCAAGGUCAAACAAUUAAAUUUUGCUAAAAUUGCCAUGACUUCGUUAUUUAUGAUCAGAUUUUAUUGAUAAUUUGACAAAACAACUCUUACCUGACAUACUACAAUAGAUUCCACCCAAACCAUCCUCCAUGCCCCCCCCCCACAAAAGUAAUUGAUAUUUGUUUGUUUUUUUGAAAGAUCAUCUUAUAAAUGACCACACCCUCUCACUGUACCCCCUCCCUCUCUCCCCCCCAAAAAAAAAUAAAAUAAUUUUUUUUAUACGCCCGUAUAAAAUACGGGACGUAUUAUGUGAAACCCCUUGGCGGGCGGGCGGGCGGCGGGCGGAAGGCAUCACUUUGUCCGGACUCUAAUUCAAAUUGUAUUCAUCCGAUCUUCACCAAACUUGGUCAGCAGUUGCAUCUAGUUGAUAUCUAGGCCAAGUUCGAAUAUGGGUCAUGCCGGGUCAAAAACUAGGUCAUAGGGUCAAUAAGUGCAUUUUCAAAGGGGCCACUUUGUCCGGACUCUAUUUCAAAUUGUAUUCAUCCGAUCUUCACCAAACUUGGUCAGCAGUUGCAUCUAGUUGAUAUAUAGGCCAAGUUCGAAUAUGGGUCAUGCCGGGUCAAAAACUAGGUCAUAGGGUCAAUUAGUGCAUUUUCAACGGCGCCACUUUGUCCGGACUCUAAUUCAAAUUGUAUUCAUCCGAUCUUCACCAAACUUGGUCAGUAGUUGCAUCUAGUUGAUAUCUAGGUCAAGUCCGAAUAUGGGUCAUGCUGGGUCAAAAACUAGGUCAAAGGGUCAAUUAGUGCAUUUUACUUUGUCCGGACUCUAAUUCAAAUUGUAUAAAUCUUAUCUUCACCAAACUUGGUCAGUAGUUGCAUCUAGUUGAUAUCUAGGCCAAGUUCGAAUAUGGGUCAUGCCAGGUAAAAACUAGGUCAUAGGGUCAAUUAGUCCAUUUUCAACAGCGCCACUUUGUCCGGACUCUUAUUCAAAUUGUAUUCAUCCGAUCUUUACCAAACUUGGUCAGUAGUUGCAUCUAGUUGAUAUCUAGGUCAAGUUCGAAUAUGGGUCAUGUCGGGUCAAGAACUAGGUCAUAGGGUCAAUUAGUGCAUUUUCAACGGCGCCACUUUGUCCGGACUCUAAUUCAAAUUGUAUUCAUCCGAAACUUUUAAACAACUUUUUAUCCUGCGUCAAAGUGGUAUGGGGGUAUAAGUCACAUUCAGUGACAAAGCUCUAGUUCAAGUUGAAUUCACCAAACUUGGUCAGAGGUAGUAUAUAGAUUAUAUAUCAGUCAGGUCUGAUUGGAGACAUGCAACCGAUUAACACAUGCAAUAUUUUUAUGCAAUAUUUUUAUCCAGUUUUAUUUUGCGAUAUUUUCAUCGGGUUUAUUUUUUUCGCGAUUUUUGAAACGAGUUAUUUUUAACAACAUGUUUAUUGGUAAGUUUCAUU